Molecule: messenger RNA, 1220 nt
Organism: Trematosphaeria pertusa
Lineage: Eukaryota; Fungi; Ascomycota; Dothideomycetes; Pleosporales; Trematosphaeriaceae
Exons: 1
Coding region: 238-1044 (268 amino acids)
Source: RefSeq, a predicted model, not a curated record
UCUACCGACAUAGCCUCACCUACCCGUACCUGUUCGCAGAUCACCGACAGCAUCGGCCACCACCACUGCACCCUCACAUGAUCGCAGGCCCAUCCCUCGUUCCCUCAGCUCAGCAUCACGCCACAACUCAUCAAUCACCGCCCCAUCAUCCCCCCAUCAGCCAUCCAACCCCGGACGUCACCCUUUUGGCCCCGGAAACCGUAUUGCUUUAGAACCGCAUAUACCCACAUAUAGAAAAUGGAUCCGUCGCGGAAUUCAGCGCUGCAAGACGCCAAGAUUCAAUCCCUCCUUCCUACACUGCAACAGCAGCUACAACAAUUUCAGCGACAACAGCAAGAGCAGGCGAAUUCUGAUUCUGCUGAGAGGACUCCUGGUUCUGAGGAUAUGCCACCGCCACCUGCGUACCACAUGGUUGUCGAUCCCGCUGCGCCGAUUCCCAAUCUGCACAAUCCGUACGAUGCGGAUGAUGAGGAGAAAGACGACGAUGACACGCCUGAAGUCAAUAUCAAUGCGACGACGCAGAUCCGAGGUCAUGGAAACAUCAUCAGUAUCGCGCAGAUGGACAGCGUGCGGAUAGCGAAUUUGGUCGCCAUACUAUUGCACGGAGGCAUACCGCCCACAGUCCCAUUAGCGCAAGCAGCGGCGCAAGCAGCCCAUCAACCCGCUGGAUACCGAGAACCUCCCCGACACAGACCACUGAGGAGAGACCCGCGCCACUUCCCCAACAUCAACAUCAAUGUCAAUUGCGGCGCAACGGUGAUAGGAGAUCGGAACAUCGUGGGACCGGGUCUUGGGGAUAUUGCGCGCCACAUGCAGAUGGCGCAGCGAAGUCAGGCAGCUCAACAACAACAGCAAGGCCAGACGAGCCCCCCGAAUCAAAGAGCCGGGUGUGCUCAGAAUCCGGGUUUGGGGUUUUCUGUCGGGGCACAGGGGCCGAUGGCGACGCCGCCGAUGAGCAGGACGUCGAGCUUUGGGAGUGAGGGGUCGAACAAGAGGAAGGCUGAAGAAGGCGUGGGAGAGAGACCUGCGAAGAGGGAGUGUUGAUCUGUUGGUGUUUCUUGACGGAGUGGAGAUGUUAUGAUGGUGCGGAGGUGGGACUUUUCUUCUGUACAGUAGGGUAUAUUUACGACCAUUGGGCGGCAUGUAUGCUUGUUUGAGGAGUUGGGGUCAUGAGGAUGAUUGUCUGGUUCUUUGUUAGCAUAUCCGGCUGCCUCUAUGCG